This is a messenger RNA of Vombatus ursinus (common wombat), 2340 nucleotides long. It is a transcript of the gene NAALAD2, whose product is annotated as N-acetylated alpha-linked acidic dipeptidase 2. The transcript is spliced from 20 exons. Bases 1 to 2340 code for a protein of 779 amino acids. The record is from RefSeq and is a predicted model, not a curated record. NCBI's taxonomy places the organism in Eukaryota, Metazoa, Chordata, Mammalia, Diprotodontia, Vombatidae. Gene Ontology annotation, molecular function: carboxypeptidase activity.
AUGGAUUGUGAAGGUACAGAUUGCAGAAACUUUUUAAUGAGACAUCGGCAUUUCACACUCUUAAGCCAGGAUAGCCACAGAGCCCCGUGGAGCGAAGAGCGCAGCCCAGUUAGAGUCAUGGCUAAAACCAAGGUCAGGCUGUACACCUGCGUGUGUUUGACUGCCCUGCUGAUGUUUUUCCUGUCGGGAUUUAUGUUGGGCUGGUUUAUUAAACCUGUCAAAGAAGUAGGCACUCCAGUGCCUUUUUACCAAAAUGAAAGGUGGAAACUGGUAUCUGAAAUGAAGGCAGAAAACAUUAGACUGUUUCUCCGUUCUUUUACGAAGCUCCCUCAUCUGGCAGGAACAAAGCAAAAUUUUCUUCUUGCGAAGAAAAUCCAAAGUCAGUGGAAGAAAUUUGGACUGGACUCUGCUGAGUUGGUUUAUUAUGAUGUCCUCCUAUCUUACCCUAAUGACACAAAUCCCAACUAUAUCUCAGUUGUUGAUGAACAUGGAAUUGAGAUUUUCAAUACUUCAUUCUUUGAGAUACCCCCAGGUGGAUAUGAAAAUGUUUCAGAGAUUGUCCCACCAUAUAAUGCUUUCUCAGCCCAAGGCAUACCAGAGGGAGAUCUUAUUUAUGUGAACUAUGCACGCACUGAAGACUUUUUCAAGCUAAAACGGGACAUGAAAAUCAACUGCACUGGAAAGAUUGUUAUUGCUAGAUAUGGGAAAAUCUUCAGAGGAAAUAAAGUUAAGAACGCCAUGUUGGCCGGAGCCAUAGGGAUUAUCUUGUACUCAGAUCCAGCUGAUUACCUUGCUCCUGGGGUACAGCCCUAUCCCAAUGGAUGGAACCUUCCUGGAGAUGUCGCCCAGAGAGGGAAUGUAUUAAACCUGAAUGGAGCAGGUGAUCCUCUCACUCCAGGUUACCCAGCGAAAGAAUACACCUUCAGGUAUGCAGAGAAUGAAGGAGUGGGAAUCCCCCAAAUACCAGUACAUCCCAUUGGAUAUCAUGAUGCAGAGAUAUUAUUACGCAAUAUGGGAGGAAUUGCACCACCAGAUGACAGCUGGAAAGGAAAUCUUAAUGUGCUUUAUAAUAUUGGGCCUGGCUUUAUGGGGAACUAUUCCACCAGGAAAGUCAGAAUGCAUGUUCACAAUACCAAUGAACUAACAAGGAUUUACAAUGUAAUUGGAACCAUCAGAGGAUCCGUGGAACCAGACAGAUAUGUUAUUCUUGGAGGUCAUCGGGACUCUUGGGUAUUUGGUGCUAUUGACCCAACCACUGGGGCAGCUGUUCUACAAGAGGUUGUUCGGAGUUUUGGAAAAGUGAUGAGUGGAGGCUGGAGACCAAAAAGAACUAUUAUUUUUGCUAGCUGGGAUGCAGAAGAAUUUGGACUGUUGGGUUCCACAGAAUGGGCUGAGGAGAAUGCAAAAAUACUUCAAGAGAGAAGCGUUGCUUAUAUAAAUUCUGACUCAUCCAUAGAAGGCAAUUACACCCUUAGAGUGGACUGCACACCCCUUCUCUACAAAUUGGUUUAUAAUCUGACAAAAGAGAUUGCCAGUCCUGAUGAUGGUUUUGAAAGCAAAUCUCUUUAUGAAAGCUGGUUGAAAAAGGACCCUUCACCUGAAGAUAACAAUAUUCCUAGAAUAAAUAAACUAGGAUCUGGGAGUGAUUUUGAAGCUUAUUUUCAGAGGCUGGGAAUUGCUUCAGGUAGAGCCCGUUAUACUAAGAACAGGAAAACAGACAAGUUCAGUAGCUAUCCAGUUUACCACACUAUUUAUGAGACUUUUGAGCUGGUCGACCAGUUUUAUGACCCUACCUUUAAGAAACAACUUGCUGUAGCCCAGUUACGAGGAGGACUAGUAUAUGAACUUGCAGAUUCCAGAAUCAUUCCUUUCAAUAUUCAAGACUAUGCAAAAGCUUUAGAGAACUAUGCUACCAGUAUUUAUAAUUUAUCCAAGAAACAUGACCAACAAUUGAAAAACCAUAGAGUAUCAUUUGAUUCCUUAUUUUCUGCUGUGAGAAACUUCACAGAUGCUGCUGCAGAUUUUCAUAGAAGACUUGCACACAUUGACUUUAAUAACCCAAUUGCAGUGAGAAUUGUGAAUGAUCAGUUGAUGCUGUUGGAAAGAGCUUUCAUUGAUCCCCUUGGUUUACCUGGAAGGCAAUUCUAUAGGCACAUCAUCUUUGCUCCAAGUAGUCACAACAAAUAUGCAGGGGAAUCAUUUCCAGGAAUCUAUGAUGCCAUGUUUGAUAUUGAAAACAAAGCAGAUCAACACGAGGCCUGGGAAGAAGUUAAAAAACAGCUCUCCAUUGCAGCAUUUACAGUUCAAGCAGCAGCAGGGACUCUGAAGGAAGUACUGUAA